Molecule: messenger RNA, 1244 nt
Organism: Notothenia coriiceps (black rockcod)
Lineage: Eukaryota; Metazoa; Chordata; Actinopteri; Perciformes; Nototheniidae
Product: EF-hand domain-containing protein D1-like
Exons: 1
Coding region: 132-419 (95 amino acids)
Molecular function (GO): calcium ion binding
Source: RefSeq, a predicted model, not a curated record
AAACAUGAGACCGGAAAGACUGUCUCUCUCUUCUCCGCGGGCCACGGGCAGUUUGACAGUGGUACUUGAGACGGCUGUCAGCAGGCUCCAUUCUCCCUGAAAGUCUCAGUGAACAGCGUGCUUCUCUCAGCAUGGCAUCUGACGAGCUGGCAAAGAAGCUGCAGUCGCGGCUGGCGACUACGCAGGAGACCGAGCCGAGGCCGGAGCCAGAACACAGCCCAGUCCGACCCAAGCCGCAGGAGGCCGAUGGAGCCUGCGGAGACUCGUCCUCCGAGCUGUCCGCGAUACUGACCCGCAGGCAGGACAUCAACGAGGGCAACGCUGCUCCACGGCUGACCCGCGUCUUCAACCCCUACACGGAAUUCAAGGAGUUCUCCCGCAAGCAGAUCAAGGACAUGGAGAUGAUGUUCAAACGGUAACCUGCCGUCGUGUUGUCCUCUCAAACGCAGUCCGACAUGUUUACGCGUAGUCGUGGGGAUUUGGGCUGAAUGAGCGUGUGCGGCGGGAAGCUCAUGAUGAGAUUAAGAUGCUGCUGUGACGUGAAGCCUCCCCGUGAAGCAGGCUGUCACUUUUUGGGGGAUUCACACUGACUCAUUACUGCAGUCUUUGUUGCUAGUACCCCACAUGUUAUCCCUCUACCUCUAGUGUUGUGUCGUGAUCAGAGGAGAGACCUGGCUGUGGCUUGCUACGCAUCUCCUAUAAAAUUGACAACCUCAGCUGGCCAAGAUAUGCUGUGCAGGGCAAAGGAAAUAGUCUAUGGAGUCCCAGGUCUAUCACUAAAUGGUCAAAUUUAAACUACAUUUAAAAACAUCAUUUAAUUAUAAUGCCAUACAGUAAUGUAAACGGUUUUGUUUGACCAACAGUCAAACAUCCAAAUAUAUUUAAUUAUCUUGGCUUUUAUGAUAGGGAAUUAUGAAAGUUAUGUUGGUUUUCAUGCUGUUUUAGAUUUAAUUGCUGGUCAAAUUGACCUGGAACUCUUUUUUUAUGUGUAACAUGAGGCUUGAGUUAAACUCGGAAUGUCACAGUUAUCAAUUUUAUGAUAAAUGUGUGUGGACUUCCAGGUCUUUUAGUUGAACAUUUGAACUGAGAAGCACUGGUGAUGUCACUGUAGAACAUUUAGGUGAAGCCUGUUUUGGCACACAACAAGCUUUUGCUCCCUCUCUCUUUCUCAAUCGCACUUUCUAAACCCAACCUGCGCACUGAGUUAUAAAAAUAAAUCAAAUAAAAAAGAUGCUUAGGCCCUG